Molecule: messenger RNA, 225 nt
Organism: Thelazia callipaeda (thelaziosis nematode)
Lineage: Eukaryota; Metazoa; Nematoda; Chromadorea; Rhabditida; Thelaziidae
Source: the annotation of a GenBank genome assembly
AUGGAUCCGCCACGUGACGGCGAAAAUAUUCGAGACUUAAAGUGUGUUCUAAUCGGCGAUGCAGCCGUUGGCAAGACAUCACUAAUUGUUUCGUAUACAACGAACGGUUACCCCAAGCAGUAUGUACCUACAGCGUUCGAUAAUUAUUCAGUUCUGGUGAAAGUAGACAAUCAACCAAUUCGUUUGCAACUCUGUGAUACAGCUGGAAAGGUUGUAACCUUUUAA